UCGUAUCGAUAAGAUAAUCCUACAAAUCUCAAAGAAGUAUAAGGCAGCUCAAACAGCUGCAGCUUAUUCGGAGUUGUUCAGUUGUUUCACUGUCGAAUUCGAAUUUAAGGUAAACCAAAACGAUGACUUUACGACCAAUUUCAACUGAAUUGGCGAUUGUUGCUAAGGAUGAACUAAACGAAGAGCCGACACAGCUUAAUAGUCAGCUGGAGGUGGUGAAACGAAGCUUUAAUAGUCAGCGCACUCUUUCGGGACAGCCGAGUGACCAAAUAUUAUUAUCCUUUUUACGUGGAUGCAAGUUUAGUUUGGAGAAAACCAAAGAAAAGUUGUUACUGUUCUACCGAAUAAGGACAGCACUUCCACAGGUGGUGCAAGAUCGGGACCCGUUAAAUGAGCAUGUUCUAAAAGUGAUUCGAAUGGGCGUAGGGAUUCCUCUACCUGAAACGGUUUCUCAAUCAGAUCCAAGAAUAUUUGUUAUUCGGGUCGCUAAGUUCGACUUGGCAGAAUGCAACUUCGCCGAUGUGAUCAAGGUCGGAACAAUGAUCAACGAUAUUAUGAUGCGGGAUGACGAUCAGGUUGUGAUCUGUGGGAUGUCAUUGAUCAUCGAUUUGGCACAUGUUACUGCAGGCCACCUUUUUCAAUUCGACCUGGACUUUCUAAAGCAGGUUGCAGUACUCUAUCAAGACGCGAGUCCAUUCCGAAUGCGAGGGAUUCACAUCUUCAAUCCUCCGCCCGGCAUGGAAACCGUGGUCAAAGUCUUCAACGGACUGCUUUCGAGUAAAAAUCAGGAUAGAAGAAUCUUCGUACACGGGUCAGGUUUGGACUCACUGCACGCGCACUUUCCUAGACAUGUAUUACCAGUGGAAUAUGGAGGAACUCUAGAAUCCAUACAAAAAUACGUGGAUUUUUGGGAGAACAAACUAAAAAAGGAACGUAAUUAUUUAAUCGAGUUGACCAAACUUCAAGAUAACCAAAUUGGUGAAGCUGACAGUUUACAAGCUAACAAAUCAUGCUUUUCGGUGCUACCAAAAAACAAUGAAUGUUUUGGUAUUGAAGGGUCCUUCAGGAAACUUGAACUUGAUUGAAACAAAAUAAAUACAAAACUCAAUUUUCAAGCAGAGCAUAACAU
Messenger RNA from Wyeomyia smithii (pitcher-plant mosquito), 1129 nucleotides. Its product is annotated as alpha-tocopherol transfer protein-like. The transcript is spliced from 3 exons. Gene Ontology annotation, cellular component: membrane. Lineage: Eukaryota; Metazoa; Arthropoda; Insecta; Diptera; Culicidae. The record is from RefSeq and is a predicted model, not a curated record. Gene Ontology annotation, molecular function: phosphatidylinositol bisphosphate binding. Bases 123 to 1085 code for a protein of 320 amino acids.